CCUGAAUACCAAGAUGGCGGCCGGCAGGGCGUCCUUGGUGUCUGUGAGCGUUCGCUUUCUGUUUAAUAAUAAUAUUCAGAUAGCAAAGAUAGUAUCAGCCCCUCAGACUGCCCUCAGCGCUGCCAGGCGAGGAUUUGCAUCAAGUGUACUGUCUCAGCCCAUUGAAGACAGUGUUCCAACAAACAUUCCUAGCCGUUCUUUUAGCGGCCCUUUAGAACAUUACAACAAUCUAAUCCAGAGUGGAUUAUUACAAGAGGACCAGCAACAAAGAGCUGUUCUGCAAGAAUUAGAUCUUAUGCAGAAGAAACUCAAAGGAUACAACAACCAUCCCGAGUCUUUUUUUUCCAAACUAUUUUCUAAACAGAAACCACCAAAAGGCGUCUAUAUUUAUGGGGAUGUAGGCACUGGUAAAACUAUGGUGAUGGACAUGUUUUACAGUCAUGUGGAGAUGUCGAAUAAAAAGAGGGUCCACUUUCAUGGAUUUAUGAUAGAUGUACACAAAAGGAUUCAUCGCCUAAAACAGAGCUUGCCCAAGAGAAAGGCAGGGAAAAUGGCAAAAGCCUAUGAUCCUAUUGCACCAGUUGCAGAGGAAAUCAGCGAGGAGGCUUCCUUGCUAUGCUUUGAUGAAUUUCAGGUCACAGACAUUGCAGAUGCCAUGAUUCUUAAGCAGCUCUUCGAAAACCUCUUUCUCCAUGGUGUUGUAGUUGUCGCCACAUCCAACAGACCUCCAGAUGAUUUGUACAAGAAUGGAUUACAGAGGGUGAACUUUGUGCCGUUCAUAGCUGUGCUUAAGAACUAUUGCCGAACACUUCGUCUAGACUCUGGAAUAGAUUAUCGCAAAAGAAAUCGGCCUGCAGCGGGGAAACUCUUCUACCAUUCCAGUGAGGAUAAUGUACAGGCAACACUGGACAAGCUCUUUGACGAAUUGGCAUUCAAACAGAAUGAUAUAACCCGACCCAGACCUCUGAAGGUGCAUGGUAGGACACUAACACUGAACAAAGCAUGUGGGACCAUUGCAGACUGCACUUUUGAGGAGCUGUGUGAUAGGCCUUUAGGAGCCAGCGACUACUUAGAAAUGUCCACAGUGUUUGACACAGUGUUUAUUCGAAACAUACCUCUACUGACUUUGAAUAAGAAGACCCAGGCCAGGCGCUUCAUCACACUUAUUGAUGCAUUUUAUGAUCAUAAGGUGCGCGUGGUGUUGGAGGCUGAGGCACCACUAGAGGAGCUGUUUGUAAAUGAGGGACACCACGAGGAUGAGAGCCACAUCUUAAUCGAUGACCUGGGCUUAAAAAGGGAUUCGGCAAGUUCACUAUCAAUCUUCACAGGAGAGGAAGAAGUGUUUGCUUUUCAGAGGACAGUGUCUCGCCUCACAGAGAUGCAGACAGAAGAGUACUGGGUGGAAGGUGAUCGGAGCUCUUCAUAGCACACUCCAAUACAGACUGAAUAUUUCAGUGGAUGCCUCUUAUCAGAACACUAUGAACAAUAUUUUAAUCAAAACUUUACACUGCUCUGCUGCACUUUAUAUUUUGGACAUCUUUCUUAAAAGGAAUGCGGGCUAUAAACACGAGUAUAUUAAUGGACUGUAUUUCAUUAAUGGAACUAAAGAAGGGUCUUGCCAGAGACUUGCCUUUAAGAAUAUAUUUAUUACUUUAUCAUCUCUACUUACUCUAGUAUAUUCCAUAUACAGUGUUAAGUCAAGGUACAGGUGCAGAAAAGGUUUAAAUUAUUUUUACUCAUUGCUUGACUUUUUAUCCACAGGUUAUAAUUUAUUUUAUUACAUAAAUGGGACAAAACUCCUUUCUGUAGCUGUUUAGCAGACAUGAAUUUUCUGUAUUUAAAUGACGCACAAAUGCAAAAGAGGUAUUUUAAGCAUUUAAUAUUUUAAGCAUCCAGCAUUUGUCUUGGAUUUUGAUUUGAUCAUUUUGUGGCUUUAUGUGCCAAAUUGGUUAAUUUCCGUUUUAUCUUAUGACCAUUUCCAGACUGAAGGCUGGUUUUCUGAUGGUGCCUUUUAGACUGAUGUAUGCAAAUGACCUUUGUUAUGUUUGGCUGCCCUGUGUUGUGUCUUAUUUUGAAAAAACAAUUAGAGCUGGAAAGGUGUUAAACAAGUGGUUAUGUUUUGUCGGAAAUAAACUUAAGCCACUUGUCUCUUGA
This is a messenger RNA of Astyanax mexicanus (Mexican tetra), 2154 nucleotides long. RefSeq names its product AFG1 like ATPase a (gene afg1la). Bases 14 to 1426 code for a protein of 470 amino acids. The record is from RefSeq and is a predicted model, not a curated record. Lineage: Eukaryota; Metazoa; Chordata; Actinopteri; Characiformes; Acestrorhamphidae. Gene Ontology annotation, cellular component: mitochondrion; cytoplasm. The transcript is spliced from 13 exons. Gene Ontology annotation, molecular function: ATP hydrolysis activity; ATP binding.